AUUGUUAUUAUUGGUGGUAUUUUAUUCUGUAAAUUUACAGAUAUUUUAAUAUUAGCAUUACAAACACAAAUCUGUAUAACAUCUGAACCAUUGAAUGAUUUUACAAAAAAAUGGAAAGAUCCACCAUUGCCAAUAACGAUUGAUGCAUAUUUAUUUUCAAUUGAUAAUCCAGAGGAAUUUUCGAACGGUAGAGAACGUGCAAAAUUACGUGAAUUUGGACCAUAUUCUUAUCGCUUAGAAAUACAUAAAGAUAUCAUAGGAUUUGAAAAUGAUGAAAAAAUUGUUACAUUUUUUGAUGUACAAAAAUUUUAUUUCAAAAAUCUCGAAUCACCUGGCCGUUUGAAUGAUCGGAUUAAUGUUUUGAAUUUUCCGGCUUAUGCAUUGGCCAAUAUGGUUCGAAAUAUGAUUGCAUCGUUACCAUUUUCAUUCGGCUUGAAUCCAUUAGCAUUUAGCUUCGUUAGUUUCCUAUAUCUUUUACAUGGUGAAUCAAUGUUGAUAAAACAAAAUUUAACAGCCGGUGAAUUAUUAAAUGGUUAUCCAUUUACAAUAUUGGAUACUAUUGAUCGUUUAGCCGGACCAUUACGUUUAUUUGGUAUUGAAUUACCGGAUACUGGUAUGCCGGAUAAUAAAUUUGGUUUUUUGUGGACAAAAAAUGGUACCCGUAAUGGCCCUUAUCAAACAUAUACCGGACAAGAUGGUACAGAUAUUUUACGUAUGGUAACAUUCAAAGGUCAAACAUUAUUACCAUUUUAUGAUAAUGAUCAAUGUAAUGCACUGAAUGGUACUGAAAGUAGUACAUUUGGUUUAAAUGUCCAUAGUGAUCAAAAAUAUUAUGUAUUUACACAUGAUUUAUGUCGAAGUUUAGAUUUAGUUUAUGAAAAAUCAGUAUGGAUAAAUGGAUUGUUUACAUAUCGUUUUGGUCCAGCACGGGAUGCAUUUGCACCACCAAGUAAAAAACCAUUUAAUCGUUGUUUUUGUACACGUAUGGAUAAUGAAAAUCUUUGUGAUGGUUUAUUUGAUAUUAGUAGAUGUUUAAAUGGUGCACCAUUAGCAUAUUCAUUUCCACAUUUUCUUUUUGCAAAUUCUGAAAUUAGAAAUAAUGUUGAAAAUAUGCAACCAUCAGAGAAACGUCAUAAAGCUUAUAUCGAUGUUGAUCCGAUAACCGGAACACCAUUCAAUGGUGCAGAUAAAAUCCAAAUCAAUGCAUUACUCGAACCAAUACCAUAUCUUAAUGGAUUUUCGAAUGUUCGUAGUACAAUUCUGCCAUUAUUAUGGUUACAAAAAAGUGCAAAAAUUGAUAAUAAAUUAACUAAUGAACUUCGUUUAGCAUUAUAUCCAAUUUAUCUGAUUUACUCAAUAAUUUACCUGUUAUUUUUUGGUAGUCUUGCUCUGUUUACAUUGCAUAUCGCCAGAUGGAGCUACCAGUCUUAUAAAGAACAAACAACGAAUGUUAUCGAUCCGGAUAUACAAAAAAAUCCACCAUCAAGAUCAGAUUCAACCGAACCGAUUAUAUCAGCAGCUACAGCGGCAGCAGCAGCCGCAACAACAAGUGGAAUGAACAUUUAAAUCGAUAAAACUUUUUUCAAAAUUUUUUUUGUUGUUUUUUAGA
Dermatophagoides pteronyssinus (European house dust mite) is the source of this 1609-nucleotide messenger RNA. Its product is annotated as platelet glycoprotein 4-like. The record is from RefSeq and is a predicted model, not a curated record. Lineage: Eukaryota; Metazoa; Arthropoda; Arachnida; Sarcoptiformes; Pyroglyphidae. Gene Ontology annotation, cellular component: membrane; cytoplasm. Gene Ontology annotation, molecular function: scavenger receptor activity.